Morone saxatilis (striped sea-bass) is the source of this 489-nucleotide messenger RNA. Its product is annotated as MANSC domain-containing protein 1-like. Lineage: Eukaryota; Metazoa; Chordata; Actinopteri; Moronidae. The record is from RefSeq and is a predicted model, not a curated record.
CAGACGUGAUCAAGGUGCAGCUAAGAACUGAUAGCGGCUCCGAUAAGGAGGUGAACUAACGGCAUCCUGUCCCACGCAGGAGACCGGGUAAAGUCCCGCUCUGUGGACUGUGGACCCAAAGACCUGCUGAGCGUCUGAUGGAGGACGGUUCACAUCGUCGGCCCGUACGUUUGUGUGGAUCUCUGCUCUCCUGCUGCGAGACGUUUCUCAUCACAGAGUGUCGAUCUGCCGCCGCCAUGACUCCUCCCGCCUCCACUCGACCCUCGCGGACGCUCUGGCUGCUGAUCGUCACUGCGCUCCUGCUGAUGAUGAUGUCACUUCAAGUGUCGGCUGUUGAACCGGAGGCGUGUUUUUCCAGACAACACCAGAGUGUCAUCGUCAAUGUCAGACUAGCCUUAAACAGACCCACGACAGCCAUGGACUCCCGUGUGGUGCGGUCAGAGCGGGACUGUGUCCUCGCCUGCUGCUCAGAGGAAGUGAAGCCAGGUG